Molecule: messenger RNA, 477 nt
Organism: Phycomyces blakesleeanus NRRL 1555(-)
Lineage: Eukaryota; Fungi; Mucoromycota; Mucoromycetes; Mucorales; Phycomycetaceae
Exons: 2
Coding region: 1-477 (158 amino acids)
Source: RefSeq, a predicted model, not a curated record
AUGUUGCGUACCCAACAAAAACGCGAAUCGUUACCAGAGGACCAUAUUCUUUUUUUGACAUACCUUGACAAGUCAUAUGAACAAGGAACACCUACAAGUAUUCGACCAUUCACACUAGUGAGCUGGGUAAAAGCUCAUAUGGUAAAGGAAAGUGUUAGUGAGUCUUUCUUACCCCAUUCGUUGAGGUCGGCAGCCAGCACAAAAGCCGUUUUUCUCGGAAACUCGUCAAACAAAGUUAAAACUCAUGUCGGUUGGAGCUUGACAUCCAACAGUUUCGAGGAUUAUUAUUACAAACCUACAAGGCACCAUCAUGCCAGCACUCAUAUACAGAAUUCAAUUUUUCUACUACGGAGAACAGUGCCACUUUGUAAUCCGAAGUGGAAGCAACAAUGUAGCGUAUCAGUACAAUUCAUUGAAAAGAAAAGUGCUACUGCUGCAAAUUUUCAUAAAAUCACAGAAUUUCAAAAGAUUUCAUAA